Molecule: messenger RNA, 4182 nt
Organism: Naegleria fowleri
Lineage: Eukaryota; Heterolobosea; Eutetramitea; Acrasida; Naegleriidae
Exons: 2
Coding region: 1-4182 (1393 amino acids)
Molecular function (GO): protein binding
Source: RefSeq, a predicted model, not a curated record
AUGAUUGACGACGGCUCAUCUUCACAAACAAUUGAUCUUUCCUCUUUGGUUCCUCUUGUGGAUAAAUUGUCACAAGUCUCGCUCGAUAUUCCUCAAAACAAAAUUUAUGCCACUGCUUUGUGCGAAUAUAUUCAGAGUGCGUAUCAACAAGUCGUUCUCUAUGAACACUUGCUGAAUACAGACAGAGAAAAUCCAUUCAUUUCAACCAUGUCUCAUGUCGAUGUGAAAGAUGUUGUGAAAACAGUCUCCGAAGCUGCCGAAUAUUUACUUGAAGUUUUAGAAAAGGAUCCUCAAUUUGCAAGAAAAGAAGACGCUCAAAAUGAUUACAUGUUCGAAAGAGAGGAUCGUGAACAAGUUGGAAUUAUGAAAAUUAGAAUUUUAAAUAUUCAACGAGCUGUGAAUACAGCCAAUGCCAAUUCAGAAAAUGAAGUUUCAAAAAGGAAGAAUCUCACCUUCGAUCAAGUCUUCCAGUUCGAUCUCCACUCGAGAAUGUAUCAAUCCAAGAAUGGAGUUGUUCAUCCCGAUGAGCUCACCAACGAUCCAAGAACUUUUCACUUGAUUGGUAAUGAAAACAGUGGAGGAAGAGUUCAACUCAUGAAAAAACUCUUUCACGUAUUGCACACUCAAAUCGCUCAACAAAAAGAAAUUCAAUCUCAACAAACGGGAAAAGUUCCUUUGAAUCCGGCCGAUAGUUUGGCGAGAAAUGCCGCUCAAAGAUUGAAGGUGAUUCUUGUGCAGGGUGUGACUGGUGUCGGAAAGUCAAAUUUUUGUGUUCAACUUUGUAGAGAAUUGUGUAAGGAAUUUCCUGAUAAUGUUCAGAGAAAAUUCCAUGUGAGAUUGAGAGCGAACACAAAGUUUUCUCUUACUACUACGGAGGCCAUGCAACAAGUGAUUCAAACAUGGCAUGUAGGUCCUUUACCAAUCCACGAAAAACAACUUCGUGAUCUCUAUCAACAAUCCUUUAUUGGUGUAACCACUGUUUUAUAUCUAGAAGAUCCUAGCAACAUCCAUCAGGUUUUAGCUCUUUUGCCUAAUAUCAAGUACUCUCCAUCGAGUCGUGCCUUUGUUGUGAUUAGCUCCAGAUCUCAACUCAAAUUAGACUUGGACAGAUUUUCAAAAGGUUAUAUUGACCUUGUGACAGAUGGUGGUGUGAAACAAAUUAGAGAUCGUAUUCCUGAAACAAAUACAUCAUUGGAAGGAUAUAUUGCUGCGGAUCAACACGAUUUAGAUGAAUUCUCUGAUCACGAGUCUGAUUUUGAAACAGACGAUGAAGACAACGACGACGACGACGACAAUAAGAAGAAGGACGAAACCGAAUCUGAAAAGUACCACCUCAGAAAAACUCCUCAACAGAAAAAAAUGGAAAAAGAAUUGAAAGAAAUUUUCGGAAGUUCCAAAAAGAAAACCUUUGCGAUUCACAUGGGUAUCAAAAACGACGAUGAAAAAAUCCCCAUGUUUCAACGUCAAUUUGAUGUCAUUUACUGUAAUUUGGAACCUUUGAGUUAUGAUUGUGGCGCAGAAAUGAUGCAAAAUUUGAAUCCAAAACUUCAAAAUGAACAGACAAGAUCCAUCUCUGCUCUCGCUGAGAAUUUACCAAUUUUCAUGAAAGUCAUCAUUCGUUCACAAAUGUUGUACGGAGGAGAUUUAGCUGAUUAUUCGAUCGCUGUGGGUACUUUUAUGGAUCGUUAUGCAAGGACUAAUUUUCCACAACUUCGAAAAUUGUGUCAAGGAUUUUUCAUUGGUAUCUGGAAGAAGUGGGAGAAGCCAUUGCAAGAUUUUGCCAUCAAGCUCUCCAUUUUCCCCUUCUCUUUUGAUGCUGUGAGCGCAAGUUUGAUUUUGGAAGUGCCACUCCAUGAAACUCUCAAAUAUUUGCAAUUUCUCAUAUUCGUCGGUAUGGUCUGUCAAAAUGAAACUGGUCGUUUCAGUAUGCACGACUUGGUGAGAGACACUUUCCAAAUUUAUAAAGACGAAGAAUUGAAAGACUCUGAUGAAGUGAAGGUAUCUAUGUCUGAAGCUGAGGAACGUUACGUUCAACACUAUUACAACUUGUUGAGAUUGUACAAUAUGCAACAUGAAUACUCAGGAAUUAUUUACAUGCCAGGUCCAGAGCGUUACGAUAUGGAUAUUGAAAAUAUGAAAUAUGUGGUCGAAUUUUUGAAAGGUUUGGGAAAUAGUGAUUAUGUGGAUGCUCUCAAUACGGGACGUUACAUUUUCAGAAAUGUUAUUUUUGCCAUUGAUCGAGGAAGAUUGUACACUUUCUUGGAGAGUAAUGCUGCUGUGGAUAAAUUACAAGAUGAAUUUGGAAAGGCAUACUUUUAUGAAGGGUUUGCAUUGAUUUAUUAUGACUUGAUGGAUCACAAGAAUGCCUUUUUGAAAGCAAAGAAAUCUCUCGAAUUACUGGAGAAUGCAUGUAUUCUGAGUGACAUUCCUAGCGAUGAAUUGAAACAAUUGCCAAUUCUUCUCUUGACAGGUGACAUUGCCUUUAGACAACACCAACACGACAUUGCAUUGAAAUACUUUGAAAAGAUGGUCACCAUUGCAACCAGACACGCACACGACUGGCAGAAAAUUAAGGUCGAUAAGACCUCCUCAGAUCCUUUCGCCAUUGUUUCUGGAUUCGAGGAUGAAGAAUACAUUGUGAAAGAUAUUUUCAUUGGAAAAUCCUACAUUGCUCAAGCUAAAAUUUACAUGCAACGUGGUGACAUUAAGAACGGCAAGAAAUAUUUCGAGAGAGGACUUACCAUCAUGCAACGAAUCUAUCACAGAUAUCACCCAUUCAUUAGUGAUGCCUUCGCUUCCUACGCACAAUUAUUACGUGAUUUUAAAUCCAGUCAAUUCUAUGAAGAUGUUUGCAAAUACUACAAGGAUGCUAUUGAAAUUGAUGCCAAAAUUUUCGGAGAAGACUCCUUCUCAGUGAGUGAAAAGCUUGAUGGUUACGCUGUGGCACUCACAUUGCAAAAUAACUAUGAGGCUGCUGAGCCCAUUUUCAAGAGAACACUCAACCUUCGUAAACGAUUCUUUGGUGAGAAUGACAUUACUGUGAGUUCGACUCAUAACAAUUUGGCCGUUUGUUUGAAACAUUUGAGAAGACCUGAUGAAGCGAAAACUCAUUAUGAGGCCGCUUUGAAUAUUUUGAUUGGUCUCUUUGGACAAAAUGAUUCUCGAGUGGCCACGAUCAAGACCAAUAUUGCAAAAUUGAAAUUAGAGUUUUCAGAGUCGUAUGAAGAUGCUGAGAAAACCUUCCAAGAAGCUCUUGAAACUCUUAAAGAUGAAAAUAUUAACGAAAAGGGACGUCAAAUGGCAAGUACUUUGACAAGCUUGGGAGAUGCCUCGCGUCACAAACAAGACUUCACAAAAGCUCUUGAAUACUAUCAACAAGCAAUGGCUGUUUUAGAAGAAGUGAAAAAGAAAGCCAACACUGAAACCACCGAAUACUCUGAAAUUACUUCUGAGAGUGUGAAAAUUUUGUUGAGUAUGGCCAAUCUCCACUACGACAAGCAAGAAUAUAAAGAAGCCGAAGAAUUACUUGACAAGGGUAUUGAAAUCAUUAACAGAAAUUUGGGAGGUGAAAAUCAUCCACUUUAUCCAAACUUUUUGAGUUUGGCAGCCAAUGCCAAGUUGAAUAAGAAAAAUUAUUCUGGAGCUGAGGAAUGUUAUCGAAAAGUUGUGGAUUUGAAAUUGAAACAAAAACAGCCACCGUCUGGAAUGAUGACCACCUAUCAAUCAUUGGCUGUUUGUUUGGAUCGUCAAGGAAAGUACUCAGAAGCCAUUGAACAGUAUCAAAAAGUUCUUGGAAUUCUUCAAGAAAGUUUUAAGGAUGAUCUCGAAAAGCAAAUUACUGUGACACGAGCCAUUGCAAGUGCUUAUACCAAGACCGAUCCCAAAGAUUUUGGUAGUGCUGAGAAGUAUUUUGCUCAGGCAGAACAAUUAAUUCUCAAAAAGACUGGAAAUGAUAAUAAUAUUGAAUAUGGAGAAAUUUUGAAUGAUUUGGGAGCUUGUCGAAUUCAAUUACAGAAAUAUGAAGAUGCUAUUUUGAAUUUUGCUGCGUGUGAAAGAAUUUUUGCUGAAUUCUUUGGUGAAAAUCAUGACAAGACAAUUACUGCAAAGGAAAAUUUGUCGAAUUUGAGAACUUUGAUUCAACAGAGAGACGUGAAAACCGGAUGUCCAUGUUUAAUUUUGUAA